Centrocercus urophasianus (Greater sage-grouse) is the source of this 716-nucleotide messenger RNA. RefSeq names its product pre-B-cell leukemia transcription factor-interacting protein 1-like. The record is from RefSeq and is a predicted model, not a curated record. Lineage: Eukaryota; Metazoa; Chordata; Aves; Galliformes; Phasianidae. The transcript has 2 exons. The coding region runs from base 262 to 534 and encodes 90 amino acids.
GGCAAGGAGCACCACGGCAAGGAGCACCACGGCAAGGAGCAUCACGGCAAGGAGCCCCGGCCCCACAGGGAGCACAGAGAGGGCAAAUCUGGGGGGAAGUGGUCCCGUGGCCCCCGGGAGCUGCCCCCCCUCAGCCAUUCCCGAGCCCCCCAGGGCUGCUCAGGGGUGACCGACUGCGCUCACAAAGAGGGCCGCGAGGCGCUGGGGGCUGCGCUGGAGCCCGUGCAGAAGUCGCAGUUCCUGCAGUUGCUGGAGGGCUUCAUGGAGAGGCUGGGCUGGGGGGGGCAUUUCAGGGGGGUGGCAGAGCGGUUGGAUGGAGCCUUUGGGGCCGAUGGGGUUUUCGCCCACGACCGGCGGCGCUUCGUGGACUUCGUGGAGGAGGUGGAGGAGAUGCUGGAGGACGUGGCGCGGCGCGAGCGCGGCGAUGAGGAGGCAGCCGAUGGCUUCGAGGAGUUCGUGCUGCAGCACUAUGCUGGCUCUGUUGGGAAGGAGCGUGGCCGCAAAUCCUGGAGGCAGCACGGAGGUGGCAGAUAGAGCCAUGAGGGGGGGUCCCUGCUGACCCCCUCCCACCACCGCCAUGGGCUGUGUUUUGGGGGUCCAAGGGCUGCUGUGUGUAGCCCCCCCCCCCCUCUCCUUCCCCCCCCACUCUCCCCGAUUGAUGCACUGUGUGAUGCUGCUGCACUGCUGUAGAUGCAAUAAAGUCACCGCUGGGCUGA